Messenger RNA from Panicum hallii, 2572 nucleotides. Its product is annotated as methyltransferase-like protein 13. The record is from RefSeq and is a predicted model, not a curated record. Bases 81 to 2300 code for a protein of 739 amino acids. The transcript is spliced from 16 exons. Gene Ontology annotation, molecular function: S-adenosylmethionine-dependent methyltransferase activity. NCBI's taxonomy places the organism in Eukaryota, Viridiplantae, Streptophyta, Magnoliopsida, Poales, Poaceae.
CCAGUCGCCAAUCCGUCAAUCCUCUUUCACCUCCGAGGCUCCGACCAUUCCUAAACCCCUAAGCUAGGGUUUCCGCACCCAUGGCGACCACGCCGCCGCCGCCGGCGGAGAUUCUCGGCACGCUCGGCGACUUCACGUCGCGGGAGAACUGGGACAAGUUCUUCGCGCUCCGCGGCACGGGCGACAACUUCGAGUGGUACGCGGAGUGGCCGAACCUCCGGUCCCCGCUCCUCGCCCUCCUCGGGGACCGCGGCGCCGCGGGGGAGGCGGAUGCGGGGGCGGGGGCAGCGGCCCCGGAGAUCCUGGUGCCCGCGUGCGGGAGCUCGGCGCUCUCGGAGCGGCUCUACGACGCGGGGUUCCGCCGCAUCACCAACGUCGACUUCUCCCGCGUCGUCGUCGCCGACAUGCUCCGCCGCCACGCGCGCGCGCGGCCCGAGAUGCGCUGGCGCGUCAUGGACAUGACGGACAUGCAGUUUGCAGAUGGGUCAUUUGAUGUCAUUCUUGAUAAGGGAGGAUUGGAUGCUCUUAUGGAGCCAGGGGCUGGGACAAAACUUGGGACAAAAUAUCUUAAUGAGGCCAAGAGAGUUUUGAAAUCAGGAGGGAAGUUUGUGUGCCUUACCCUUGCAGAAUCUCAUGUUUUAGGGCUUCUUUUGUCUGAGUUCAGAUUUGGAUGGGAUAUGAGUAUUCAAGCUAUAGCUAGUGAAUCCUCUAAAAAAUCUGCCUUCCAGACAUUCAUGGUGGUCAUGGUAAAAGGGAAAAUGGGUGUAGUUCAAACAAUAAAAUCAUCGUUGGAUCAAUCUGCUGAAUACUGUAACAUGAAACAGGAAAAUGCGGUGAUUCGAGCUCUUGGAAACGAGAAUAUCAUCCGGGAGUCAUAUUCUUCUGGUGUUGAUGUGCUCCUCUCAUUGCGAGAUCUUCAGCUAGGAGCUAUAGGAGAUCUGAAAGUGAUUGUCCCAGGACGAAGGAGGCAGUUCAUUCUUGGUGAACCCGAAACUUCGCUCUAUUGCUACAAGGCUGUUUUAUUGGACGCCAAGAAGCAAACAGAAACAUUUGUAUAUCACUGUGGAGUUUUUAUUGUGCCUAAGGCUCGAGCUCAGGAAUGGCUAUUUGCUUCAGAAGAAGGACAGUGGCAUGUUGUUGAAAGUGCAAAGGCUGCCCGUCUAGUUAUGGUUUUCUUGGACAGCAGACAUGCAAAUAUCAACAUGGAUAUUAUUAAGAAAGAUUUGUCUCCACUUAUUAAGGAUCUAGAGCCUGGAAAUCCUGAAGAGGAGGCCCCUAUACCGUUCAUGAUGGCUGGUGAUGGUGUGAAACAAAGAGAUGUUCUGGAAGAGGCGACCUCAGAAAUAACUGGUCCAAUGGUUGUGGAAGAUGUUGUCUAUGAAAAUGCUGAUGGAGACCAAGGUUCCAUGCCUGAGAAAAUGUUCCGGCGCCUUGUUUUUGGAAGAAGUUCUGGCUUAGUGCAAUCUGAAGCGUUGCUAAUUAGAGAUCCUCACAGUGAUGAGACAGACAAAAAGAAUAAAAAUGCAUCUGCAACAUCUAAAAAGAGAAGGAACCAGAAAAAAGGAUCCAAGAACAGCCUGAGAAUUGACCAUAGCUUUCUUGGUAGCUCUUAUCACAGCAGUAUCAUAUCUGGGCUUUCUUUAGUUGCAUCUGCUCUGAGUGCCUCUUCUGCAUCUGGAGAAAAAGUCAGCACAACUGUUAUAGGUCUUGGUGCUGGUUGUUUCCCAAUGUUUCUCCGUGGAUGUCUCCCUUUUGUAGAUAUCGAGGUUGUGGAGUUGGACCCCUUGGUAGCUGAGCUAGCAAAGAAAUAUUUUGGUUUUUCAGUGGAUGAACAAUUAAAGGUGCAUUUGGGGGAUGGGAUCAAAUUCGUUGAAGACAGCGUUGCUGCAAACCAUUCUGCGUCAAAUGGCAGUGCCAGAAAUUCAAUCAAAAUUCUUGUCAUUGAUGUUGAUUCAUCCCACCUGAGCUCUGGGCUGUCUUGCCCGCCAGAAAACUUUGUUGAAGAUCCUUUCCUUCAGAAAGCAAAAGAGUUACUUUCAGAAGGCGGUCUUUUUAUCAUCAAUUUAGUCUCACGUUCUUCUUCAGUGAGGGAAAUGGUUGUUUCAAGGCUUAAAGUGGUCUUUGAACACCUGUACUCACUGCAACUUGAAGAAGACAUAAAUGAGGUUCUAUUUGCGUCCCCAAGCGAGAGAUACUUGGACAUCAAUAACCUUGACGCAGCAGUUGCCAAAUUGAAGGAUUUACUCAAAUUUCCAGUGGAUGUAGAAUCGGAUAUAAAGAAGUUGCAGAGACUCCGGUAACAGUCUCACCUGAUGCUGAACAACAUCCAUUUGCAUCCACCAGAUUUAGGAGACAUCUCAAGCUUUUACUCCCCAGAAUUAGGAUCGGAUUAGCUAGGCAUGCAUGUUUUCCCAUAUUUUUUCCUUGCCAAAUUUUGUGGGUAGAACAGUGCAUCUGUACAGAUUCACAGGAGGUGAGUGGGGAAGAUAGAAUGUGCAUGAUGAAUGGUCUCUGUUGGUUUACAAAUUUGGGCAAAUCUAUGAUAUGAAAGUUGGGUUGAUUUCCCAAGCCU